UCCAAGCUGAGUGGAGGGGUGCUGACCCUCCCGAAGGAAGCAUAGCUCUGCUUUGCUUGCACAGAGGCUUCCAGAGUGGAGUGAAGAAUGGCUGUGGAACAUGUACAAGGCUCCAGCAAGGGAUUUGUGAUAUUCAGGGAUGUGUCUAUAGACUUUUCUGAGGAAGAGUGGGAAUGCCUGGAUUCAACUCAAAGGAAUUUGUACAAAUACGUAAUGUUGGAGAAUUAUAGCAACCUGGUCUCAGUCGGAAUUUGCAUUCCCAAGCCAGAUGUGAUCUCUUUAUUGGAGCAAGGGAAGGAGCCUUGGAGUGUUUUCAACGGUGAGCUGACAAGGGGCCUGUACCUAGAAGAGGAAACUGAGACACAAAGACUUGAAGUAACUUGUCCAAGGCCAACAACUAAAUAUAAAUCUAGAUGUGAGAACAAGGAAUUAUCUCUGAAAAAGGAUAACUAUAAAAUAGAUUCAUCCCAAUGGGUUAUAAUGGAAGAAUUUACAAAGCAUGGACUUAAACAGGGAUCUCAGAAAAGACAUUUUAGCCACAUCUCUGAACACAUGCCCCCUUUCAGUCAGCAUACAUCUCUUCCUCUACAUCAAACAUUUAAUACCAAAGGGAAAUCUUAUGAAUGCCAAAAAUAUAAAAAUGCCUAUGGACAGGGUUCAAAACUCAUUACACAGCAAGAAGGCCAUACUGGCAAGAAAGUCUAUGACCAUAAGGAAUAUCGGAAGGCCCUUAGUAAAACUUCAAAAGUUAGUUCAUAUCAUUCAAUGCAUGUUGAUAUGAGACCCUAUGAAUGUGAGGAAUGUAGGAAGUCUUUGAAUAAUGGCUCAGACUUUAUACAACACCAGAUAAUUCUUACUAGGGAGAAAUCUAAUGAAUUUAAGGAAAGCAAGAAAGCCUUUACUAAUGCCUCACAGUUUUUUCUACAUCAUAGCAUUCAUACAAGUGAGAAGCCCUUUAAAUGUAAGGAAUGUGUUAGAGAAUUUAAUAAUGGUACAGCUCUUAUUCGUCAUCAGAGGAUUCAUACUGGUGAAAAGCCCUAUGAGUGUAAUGAAUGUGGAAAAGCUUUUACUACUAGUUCAAUAUUUAGAGUACAUCAGAGGAUUCAUACAGGUGAGAAACCCAAUGAGUGUAAAGAAUGUGGAAAAGCCUUUCGUCAUUCCUCAUACCUUACCCAACACCAAAGAAUUCAUACUGGUGAGAAACCUUAUAAAUGUAAGUACUGUGUUAGGGCAUUUAGUAAUGUUUCAGCCUUUAUUCGGCAUCAGAGGAUUCACACUGGUGAGAAACCCUAUGAAUGUAAGGAAUGUGGAAGAGCCUUUAGUACUGGCUCAAUACUUACAGCACAUCAAAGAAUUCACUCAGGUGAGAAACCCUAUUUAUGUAAGGAAUGUGGGAAGGCCUUUCGUCAGUCUUCAGAUCUUACUCAACAUCAGAGAAUUCAUACUGGUGAGAAACCCUACAAAUGUAAGGAAUGUGGAAGGGCCUUUCGUCGUUCAUCAGAACUUUCUCGACACAAGUUAAUUCAUGGUGAUGAGAAACUGUAUGAAUGUAAGGAAUGUGGAAAGAUCUUGAGUAGAGAUUCAAUACUUAUACAACAUCAGAAAAUUCACACUGGUGAGAAAGCCUGGGAAUGUAAUGAAUGUGGGAGAGUUUUUACUUGUGCAACAUACCUGACCCGGCAUCAGCGAAUUCAUACUGGUGAUAAACCAUAUACUUGUAACAAAUGUGGAAAAGCCUUUCUUCGUUCUUCAGACCUUAUUCUACAUCAAAGAAUUCAUACUGGUGAGAAACCCUAUGAGUGUAAGGAAUGUGGGAAGGCUUUUGCAAGAGGCUCAAAUCUUAAUCGCCAUCAAAAAGUUCAUACUGGGAAGAAAUAGUAUGAAAGGAAGCUUUGUAAGACCUUUAAGCAUUUCUUGCAGUAACAUGACAUGAAAGAUAAACCCUAGAAAUGUAAUAGGAGAAAUUCUAAGAAUUUAUUGGUAAGAAAAUCUAGAAAUAUAAUUAAUAUGACAAUGCCUUAUGUGUUUACAGUUUAACUACCAUAAGAAUAAAAUGAAUAUUGUAAGACCUCUAUUAAUAGUUCAUUCCUUUUAAAUUUUAAAAACUUACUAAUCAUGAGUGGAGGAAAGUGAAAAAUCUCUUGUUGCAUUUUCAUAUUUUAAAAUAUUUUUGGGCAGCCCCGGUGGCGCAGUGGUUUAGCACCGCCUGCAGCCCAGGGCGUGAUCCUGGAGACCCCGGAUCAAAUCCCACGUCAGGCUCUCUGUAUG
Canis lupus familiaris (dog) is the source of this 2268-nucleotide messenger RNA. RefSeq names its product zinc finger protein 383-like. Gene Ontology annotation, biological process: regulation of DNA-templated transcription. The transcript has 6 exons. The record is from RefSeq and is a predicted model, not a curated record. The coding region runs from base 88 to 1878 and encodes 596 amino acids. Lineage: Eukaryota; Metazoa; Chordata; Mammalia; Carnivora; Canidae.